AGGUUAAAACAUGGAUAUUUUGUUUAGUAGGCAUAUAAUUUUGUUUCAAUUUCGAAACACGAAAAAUAUAGUUAGUUUAUGUCUAGAAUUUAUAAAGGUGGUUUAAAGAGGUUUUCAGCAUUAAUCUAUGGACGAUCGAAAGGAUCCAAAAUCCGAGCCAAAGAAGCGCCGAGAGAAACGCUAUGGCCCAGGCGAUGAUUGCACUAUUUGCAUGCGCCCCAAGCAGGAGGCAGUGGCCACCAAGUGCGGUCACUCGUUCUGCAAACAGUGCAUCUCCCUGCACUUGUACUACAUUAGCGACAAGGAUGUGCUCUUCUGUCCAGUCUGCCGCACUGACGUUGAAUCGUACAGCGAUGAGGAGUAGAGGACACCACAUAUCGGAGAGUUUCCUCUAAGCUUUCACAUCACAUCGAAGAAUUUCCCCUGAGCUUUGACCAAAGAUUUGUGUUUUUUGUGUCAUUUCAAUAGACACCAUAAUGUAAUGUAUGUAUGUAUCAUUUCCAGCACUUUUUUGAAACGA
Messenger RNA from Drosophila pseudoobscura, 520 nucleotides. Its product is annotated as tripartite motif-containing protein 40-like. The record is from RefSeq and is a predicted model, not a curated record. Gene Ontology annotation, molecular function: SUMO-ubiquitin ligase activity. Lineage: Eukaryota; Metazoa; Arthropoda; Insecta; Diptera; Drosophilidae. The transcript is spliced from 2 exons. The coding region runs from base 128 to 364 and encodes 78 amino acids.